CUCAGUUUUUCCCUUGCCGCGCACUUCACUCACGCGCGUAUGCACGCAGACCACUCCUCUUACGUCCCCGUUUCGCCACCUCUCUCAUAUCGAUGCAAGGAGAGGAAACGCUCGUUUUAUUUCAUUCGUAAGUAGUCCUCCAGUAACAUCACCAAGAAGGACGUCGACGAGGACAGAGGACUUAACCCGUGCUUGCCUUGAAAUUCGAUGACGGAAUCACCCAAUGAGCGUAAUCUAUCAAACCCUAAUCAGCCUCAGCCAGCCCGGUUCUUUUUGCGGUGUAUGUGCACCUCGCCUAAACGGGAUUGUAGCCUAUGCGUAAGGAAGAUUAGAAUUGCGUUAUGAACUUGAACACUUUGAUAAAAGUAUGGGGAAAAUGGCUGGGUGGUCAUCUAUCGGUUUACAAUGAUAUAAAGCGCAUACCCGCAGCAGCUUGAUCAAUAGCCUAUCAUCUCCUGAAAUCUGCUAUUUGAAUAGGAAUACAAUUGUAUGAUUUGUUAACAGUCUAGCGUAUAUGGUCAGCAUGUGGACGCUCAUUUGUUCUGUCUUGAAAGAGACCCGUUUAUUCCUUGCCACUGGAAGGCAAACCAAAACCAGACCAUGGUUCGAUGCUCCUUGAAUAGGCUACUCACCCCUGCAUAGACCUGCUACAGAAGGCUACGGCCCGGUGUUGGAUUUACAAUUGGAUUCAGCGAAAUUCUGUAAAACAAUCCAAUGGACAAUUACUCACAUCUACAACUGCAGUGUCUGGAGAUGACGACUAAGAGGAAGAUCAUUGGGCGCCUGGUGCCGUGCCGGUGCUUCCGGGGUGAGGAAGAGGUCAUCUCAGUGCUGGACUACUCCCACUGCAGUCUGCAGCAGGUGCCCAAGGAGAUCUUCAGCUUCGAGCGCACGCUGGAGGAGCUCUACCUGGAUGCCAACCAGAUCGAGGAGCUGCCCAAGCAACUAUUUAACUGUCAGGCUCUCCGUAAACUGAGCAUACCUGACAAUGACCUGUCAAACCUGCCAACCACCAUAGCCAGCCUUGUAAACCUGAGGGAGUUGGACAUCAGUAAAAACGGUAUUCAAGAGUUCCCAGACAACAUUAAAUGCUGUAAAUGCCUAUCUGUUGUGGAGGCCAGUGUAAAUCCUAUUGCCAAGCUCCCAGAGGGCUUCACCCAGCUCCUCAACCUGACACAGCUCUUCUUAAACGAUGCCUUUCUGGAAUACCUCCCCGCCAACUUUGGGAGACUUUCCAAGUUACGGAUCCUGGAACUGCGAGAGAACCACCUGAAAACGAUGCCAAAGUCAAUACACAGACUGUCACAGCUGGAGCGAUUAGACUUGGGAAGCAAUGAAUUCACUGAACUGCCUGAAGUCCUGGAGCAGAUCCAUAACCUAAAGGAGCUGUGGAUGGACAACAACUCACUGCAGACAAUACCUGGGUGUAUAGGGAAGCUGAGGCAUCUGCGCUACCUGGACCUGGCUAAAAACAGGAUUGAAAGCCUGGACACUGACAUCUCUGGCUGUGAGUCCCUGGAGGACCUCCUGCUCUCCUCCAACAUGCUGCAGCAUCUGCCUGACACCAUAGGAAUGUUGAAAAAACUCACAACAUUAAAAGUGGAUGACAACCAGCUCACCUCACUGCCUAACACCAUUGGAAGUGGACGCGCCAAAUUAGGUUUAUCGCUUUUAGAGGAGUUUGACUGCAGCUGUAAUGAAUUGGAGUCCCUGCCCCCAACCAUUGGCUACCUGCAUAACCUCCGCACGUUUUCUGCUGAUGAGAACUUCCUUGUUGAACUACCCAGGGAGAUUGGGAACUGUAAGAAUGUGACAGUCAUGUCGUUGCGCUCCAAUAAGCUGGAGUUUCUACCUGACGAGAUUGGGCAGAUGACCAAGCUACAUGUUCUCAAUUUAAGCGACAAUAGAUUAAAAAACCUUCCGUUCACUUUCACAAAACUAAAAGAUCUAGCUGCUCUUUGGUUAUCAGACAAUCAGUCCAAGGCCCUGAUCCCUCUCCAGACCGAGGCUCAUCCAGAGACCAAGCAGAGGGUCCUCACCAACUACAUGUUCCCUCAGCAACCACGACAUGAUGAGGACUACCAGUCAGACAGUGACAGUUUCAACCCCACCUUAUGGGAGGAGCAGCGUCAGCAGAGGAUGACUGUGGCCUUUGAGUUCGAGGAGAAGGAGGAAGAGGACAACUCUGGAAAAGUCAAGGUUGAGAUCAAUCUGAAGCGCUACCCUACACCGUACCCAGAGGAUCUGAAGAACAUGGUGAAGUCAGUGCAGAACAUGGUGGGCAAGAACCAGCAUCCCCUCAGCACUAACUGCUCUGGUACCAAUAUGGAGUCACGAAAACAAGAACAGUAUGAGCCCCCCUGGCCCAUGCCCCCCAAAGAGGUGAUGGAGAGAGAGAUGAAAGAGAGAGAAAGAGAGUUCAACAAGACUCAGAUGACAGAGCAGGGCGUAAUCCACAACUCUGCCAUCGACAUCCCAAAGCGCAAGGACAAGGAGGAUCUGACUGAGAGCUCAGAGAUUUCUUUACAUCACAUGGUUCCCAAGCUGCCACAGCCAGAGAAUACAUCAUCGGCCGUUACAGCUUCUUCCUGUUUCUGCCUCAUAGAUUCUAUGGGCGGCUCUCCGAAUGACAUCCGUAUCUCUGAUAUGAGGCCCACCCUGGUGGAACCGCCCAUGUACAAACCAAAAGUUGUAUUACUGGGGAAAGACAAGAAAGAAUCUAUAGAUGAGUCAGACCCAGACAAGAUGCAUUGCCUGAACAACAGUGGCUCGUCGGCCACCUACUCAGACUACUCUCCGUCCCAGGGUUCUUCUGGCUCCUCCAACCCCCCGGGGAACGGGGCCACCCUGCAGGCUGCUGGGAAGGAUGGAGGAGUGCCUCAACAACACUGGACCAACAGGCUGGCCCAGCAGUUCCCCAAGCCGAUCGAGACCAAGCCUCUACUGAGUCAGAGAGACCCCAGAGAUACCCCUCCCUCCAGCACACUGCAGCAGCGCAGCGAGCGGCGCCCCCUCAGCGACACCUUUGACCAGUGGAACGACUCCUCCCACUAUGACAACACAGGCUUCGUGUCUGAAGAGGCUCCUCUGGAGACUCCCAGUGGUAGCAGCAGUGGUAACCCCAUGCUGGGCUCCAAGUCCUGCAGCGCCUCCACCUCCCAUGGGGGCCGCCGGCCCCUCAUGAGGCAGGAGCGCAUCGUGGGCAUCCCCCUGGAGCUGCAGGAUGCCCCUCACCAACACCCCUCCCACCAAUUCCAUAAUGUCCGCAACACGCCCGAAACUGAAGUAUCUCAGCCUCCCCCUCCCAACCCGUGGCAGAACUGGACAAGGACGCCCAGUCCCUUCGAGGACCGCACGGCUUUCCCCUCCAAACUGAGCUCCCCAGGCAACAGCCCCAAUCCUGACCGCAACGACUUUGAGCAGGAAAUGCAUCAUGGAGAGCUGCCGGGCACGUUCCCCUCCACAGGAACGUGGGGUUACCUAGACUCCAGGAACUCUGGGCAGGGGCGCAGCAGCCAGCAGGCCAACAUGUACCAACAUGUCCAAUCGAAGCCCACUAGACCAAGCUCUGGGGCCAUGGUGAUGAGCAAGAGCUCUGAGCGCCUCUCUCCCAUGAUGAAGGAGGUGAAGGCUAAGUUCAAGAAGUCCCAGAGCAUCGAUGAGAUAGACAUGGGCUCCUACAAUGUGUACAGUAUUCCUGUGGACACCUACAGCUCCAGCAUAGAGAAUCAGGGGAGUGUUGACCGUCCAGACAUGCCGGGCCCCAUGGAGCAGAGCAUGUCCCGGAGCCAGUCUGCCCCCAUGCUGGACGAUGAUGAUGCCUACGGAACUAAUAGCCAGCAGCAGAAGCCUUCCAUCCCCAAGAAGGUCUACCACUUCGACCAGAGCUUCAACCCUCAGGGGGCUAUGGAUAUGAGGAAUCAGCAGCAGGAGAGGAGGGCCCCUCCACCCUUCCCCAACACCCCUGAGUACGUCAACCAUCCGGGGAAGACCCUGCCCAAGGAGCUGGUGAGCCCCAGGGGCUACCGGGGUUACCCUCCCAUGGACCAGAUGUUCUCCUACUCUCAGCCCUCAGUCAACGAGGAGAACCAGCCGUCCCAGCAGCAGCAACCCUUCCCCAUCCCCAGUCAGCGCUCCCGGCCUGGGUUCCUGAGGCGGGCCGACUCCCUGGUCAGCUCCACAGAGCUGGCCCUGUUCCGCAGGGUUCAGGAGGCCCAGGAGAUGCAGCAGAAGUCGGACCACUAUGGCCGGCAGCACUUCAAAGGCAUGCUGGAGCACCAGAACAGUCUGGCUAGCAUGGCCCAGCAGGACCAACAGUACAACAAGAGGAAUGGCAGGUACGAGGAAGACUACUCCUCCUACCAGGAGCCUAAGAAGCCCAUCAUGGGCUACCCCACUAAGAGCCUGACACAGCGACGGCCUCUGUCGGCCAGGAGUUACAGCACGGAGACGUUCGGGGCGUCCCAGGCCAGGCCUGUGUCUGCCAGACCCACCAUGGCUGCCUUGUUGGAGAAGAUGCCCCCAGAUUAUAAUCUGAGGACGUGCACUGAGAAUAUAAAGAGCCCUGAUGAGAUGAAAAUGCGCACCAUGCAGCUGCAGCAUAAGCCUGAUGAUAUGUCCUCUAAGAUGCCAGUAGACUGGAGGCAACAGCUGCUUAGACAUAUAGAGGCCAAACGAUUAGACCGGAGCGCUGUCCUUAAGCACAACACAGUAAACUUCGGCAUGCUGUGCUCUGGAGGCUAUGCUGCACCGCAUGCCAGCAGAAGCAUGACAAUAAACUUUUACAAUAACAUGAAUAAGCAUGAAAACCAAACAACACAGUGGCUACCUCUACCCAAUACCCCCUCUCAACAGAGCAAUAUAUUAGACAACGGCCAGGAGGUGGUUUCUCCCACUACUCAGUGGGCCCCCUACUCACUGGGCAGGAGAGACGUGCCCCCAGAAAAUAUCAUGAAAAAGCUUCCUGACUCUUUGCCUAACGGGUUAAAUUACCCACAGGCAGGCGGCCACCACCCCCACCAAUCACAGACCAUGAUCGUGACAUCCACGUCGGCCACACCCCCACACCGCUCAGUGCGGGACCAGCAGUAUGAGGGUGCCAUCAACAAGAUCUCCAUACAGCAGUACCAGUCUCCUCUGCCCUUGGCCACCACCACCCGGCCCCAGAGCGCACGCUGCCUCAUCCAGACCAAAGGCCAGAAGAGCAUGGACGACUUCCAGGAGCAGUUCUGUGUGCGGAUAGAGAAGAAUCCAGGUUUAGGGUUCAGCAUCUCAGGGGGAAUCAGUGGUCAAGGGAACCCCUUCAAGCCUUCUGACAUGGGUAUCUUUGUUACUAGGGUACAGCCUGAUGGACCGGCCUCCAACCUGCUACAGCCUGGGGACAAAAUACUGAAGGCCAAUGGACAUAGUUUUUUACACAUGGAACAUGAAACUGCUGUGUCUCUUCUGAAGAAUUUCCAGAAAACUGUGGAUUUAGUAAUCUUGAGGGAGAGCACAAUUUAAAUAUUUUUUUAUAACACCAUUGCUUCUCUCCCAAACGGGUUGUGGAAAUGUAUACAACCGGUUUUUAUCUAGGAACAGUGACAUUUGCCGAUUGCUGGACCAAUGGCAAAUACUAGUGCCAAAUGUACUAUAGGAUACAUAUCUUAUAACCUAUCUAUGAAUUUUAUGUAAACAGGAAUUAUAUCUCUUGAGUUGAUGUGAAGGAAAGUCAUUUUUUUCAUUCAGCCUGAGGCUGUAGGUUGGAGCAAUUUUCUUAGUUUUUAUUUGGACAUUUUUUGUGUAUUUAUAUUGCCUUUUAUUUUGUACCUUUUUCAUUGUAGCUUCUCAUUUUACUCUCAGAGCAUGAAAACACACUAGCUCUUUAGGAAUUCUAAUCGCCAUAAACACUGCCUCAACUUUGUAUAUGCCGUGGGUACAUAUUUUCAUUUACAAUAAAGACACGAACAGUAGCGAGAGGAAUGGUACAUAAAAUAAAUGUUUACAAUGUUCUUAAAUUGUUUAAAUUAAAUGUAAAAAAAAAAACCUUAAUACAGGGCCAAUUUAUCAAGUUGUUUUUUUCAUUUUUUUUAUUAUUAUAGGUUUUCCCACCGGUUUAUUUCAUUGAUAUAUUAACACUAUAUUGAUUGUUAUACCCAACCAGUCACUACAUUCUAUAAGGUAGAUUUUCGGUAGUUGCUCAAUAAUGUAUAUGUUUGCACAAAUUAGCUACAUUUUAAAAGUACAGCAAUAUUCAAUCCCACAUCUGAAAGGGUUUAUUUUAGAUUACAAGACAACCCUAGAGGGCCAUCUGCUGGCUACAUUAUGUGUUUACACGUAUGUACUGCAAUUGCACCAAGGAGUAUGUAAUGUCACAUACCCCCAUAUUCAACUCUUAAAGAAUUUCCAUACAGAAAAGUUGUAACAUUGUUUCUCAUCUGUUUGUGUUAAAAACAAAACAGUUUGUUCACACUGAUUUGAAGUAAUUUUGCUGAACUUUUCAGCACCACUCUGUAGAACACAAAUUACUUUCGAUGUCUUCAUUUUAAGCUCGGUUUAUUAUGAGAAUGCACUAUUGGAAAAGUAUUCAUGUGAGAAUUAUGUAUAAUUUUUUUUGAACAAUGCUACUGACCAGAAUAAGCAUUUCACUCUGUUCCAUUUCUGGAUGGAUGUUCAUUUUAAGUUCUGAUGUCACAGCAUGCUUUCUUUCAUGGUUAUAAGGGUCUUUGGUCAUGUUUUUUGGAUACAUUCUCUGUGUUUUCAAAUUUUGGGAUCUCUCUCGUAAAGAAGUUUCUCUCAUUGCAAACUGGUGAGGUUUACAAAGAGACAUUAUUAUAUUGUGACAUUUGGUGCCAUUUUAUUACAAUCAAAAACAUAUACCUUAUGAGCCCUAACAAUGUUUCAUUACUAUUUUUGUCAAAUGUAGCAUCAAUUGUGACAUUCUUGAGCAAAACCAAGCACCUAUAACCCCAUGGAGGGACCCUGGUUGAAUUUGUGCCAAGCUAAGCUGGUACGUUGUACUUCAAUAUCCAGUAAAUUACGAGUUAAAAUAUUCAAGAUAUUGUGAGAAAGUUUGAUAAUAUAAUUAUUUUUACUAAAUGUUUUCAGGCUAUUAUUCAGAAUAUAUUGAUAUACCUUAGCUUUGCUCAAAUUGCGAGAUUUUAUAAGGACAAUGAAAAAGUAUGGGUGAAGUACUUGUGACUUGGAGAAUAAAAGCUGUACUAUCAAAUGUAUAAAACCAUAUUUCUACAGUAAUUGUGAAUUUGUGUUAUACAAAUAUAUAUAUAUGAAUAUACAAAUAGUCAUUUUUGUAUAUGUUUAAAAUACAAUUAAAUAUAAAGUGACUAUAUGGUACUAUUCUGUCUAAUUACGGUGUUGAUGUAAAUAAUGGUGAUUGAAAACAAAUUGAGAUAAUUUAUUCAUAUAGAUUGUGAAUGUACUCCAAGCUUUUGCAGUAUGAAGACUAACUGGACUUGAAUGCUGCUUCAUUUUUUGUGCAAAAAGUAAUUUUAACUAUUGAAAGAGAAUAAUUCUGUUUAGUUGGACAAAUUUCGUGACAGUUUAUUAUGCUAUUUAUUUGCACAUGCAAGUUUAAUCCUUCCAUUCUUUUUAUGUAUUAACACGAAGAUUGGUGAAGUGUGUGUGUAAUAUAUAUAUACACACAGCACCAGUCAAAAGUUUCGACACACCUACUCAUUCAAGGGUUUUUCUUUAUUUUUACUAUUUCAUAAAUUGUAGCGAAGACAUCAAAACUACGAAAUAACACAUAUGGAAUCAUGUAGUAACCAAAAAAGUGUUAAACAAUUCAAAAUAUGUUUUAUAUUUGAGAUUCUUCAUAUUAGCCACCCUUUGCCUUGAUGACAGCUUUGCACACCCUUGUCUUCACCUGGAAUGCUUUUCCAACAGUCUUGAAGGACUUCCCACAUAUGCUGAGCACUUGUUGGCUGCUUUUACAUCACUUUCCUUAUUGGUCAAAUAAUCCUUACACAGCCUGGAGGUGUGUUGGGUCAUUGUCCUUUUGAAAAAACAAAUGAUAGUCCCACUAUGUGCAAACCAGAUGGGAUGGCGUAUUGCUGCAGAAUGCUGUGGUUGCGGUGCUGGUUAAGUGUGCCUUGAAUUUGAAAUAAAUCACUGACAGUGUCACCAGCAAAGCACCCCCACACCAUCACACCUCCUCCAUGCUUCACGGUAGGAACCACACAUGUGGAGAUAAUCCACUCACCUACUCUGCGUCUCACAAAUACACUGCGGUUGGAACCAAAAAUCUCAAAUUUGGACUCAUCAGACCAAAGGACAGAUUUCCACAGGUCUAAUGUCCAUUGCUUGUGUUUCUUUGCCCAAGCAAGUCUCUUAUUAUUAUUAUUGGUGUCCUUUAGAAGUGGUUUCUUUGCAGCAAUUCGACCAUGAAAGCCUGAUUCAUGCAGUUUCCUCUGAACAGUUGAUGUUGAGAUAUGUCUGUUAAUUGAACUCUGUGAGGUGCAGUUAAUUGCAGAUUUCUGAGGCUGGUAACUCUAAUGAACUUAUCUUCUGCAGAAGAGGUAACUCUGGGUCUUCCUUUCCUGUGGCGGUCCUCAUGAGAGCCAGUUUCAUCAUAGCACUUAAUGGUUUUUGCGACUGCACUUGAAGAAACUUUCCCCCCCAAAAAUCCAUAUUGACUGCCCCUCAUGUCUUAAAGUAAUGAUGGACUGUUGUUUCUCUUUGCUCAUUUGAGCUGAUCUUGCCAUAAUAUGGACUUUGUCUUUUACCAAAUAGGGCAAUCUUCUGUAAAUCAAAUUUUAUUUGUCACUUACACAUGGUUAGCAGAUGUUAAUGCGAGUGUAGCGAAAUGCUUGUGCUUCUAGUACCGACCAUGCAGUAAUAUCUAACAAGUAAUCUAACAAUUUCACAACAACUACCUUAUACACACAAGUGUAAAGGAAUAAGAAUAUGUACAUAAAAGUAUAUAUGGAUGAGCGAUGGCCGAAUGGCAUAGGCAAGAUGCAGUAGAUGGUAUAGAGUACAGUAUAUACCUAUGAGAUGAGUAGUGAAGGGUAUGUAAACAUUAUAUAAAGUGGCAUAGUUUAACCUGUUUGGGCUGCAGGGGCAGUAUUGAGUAGCCGGAUAAAAGGUGCCCAUUUCAAACGGCCUCGUACUCAAUUCUUGCUCGUACAAUAUGCAUAUUAUUAUUACUAUUGGAUAGAAAACACUCUAGUUUCUAAAACCGUUUGAAUUAUAUCUGUGAGUAAAACAGAACUCAUUUUGCAGCAAACUUCCUGACAGGAAGUGGAAAAUCUGAAAUUGAUGCUCUGUUCUAGGGCCUGCCUAUAAAUGUCCUUGAUAUAUAUCAGUAUACAUGCACUUCAUACGUCUUCCACUAGAUGUCGACAGGCAGUGAGAGAAGAAAUGGAGUGUAUAACUUGAUCUGGGGUCGAAUAAAAGCUCUUUGUAUGACGUGUCACCAGUUUCCUGUUUUUUGGAGAGUGCGUGAAGGGACCUGGUUUUGCCUUCUGUACAGCUGUCGUUAUAGACGACUAAUAUCUCCGGCUUUGAUUUUAUUUGAUACAUGUGACAAUAUCAUCGUAAAGUAUGUUUUUUCAAUAUAGUUUCAUUAGAUUAUUGAAAUUUUUUCGGGACGUUGGGCGUGUUGCUUUGUCUGCGUAUGUUCAGGAAGGAGAGCUUCGCGCCACUUUGCUAGCUUUCCGUGCUAAUUGACUGGAGAAGAGGACAUUCUAAAUCCAAACAACGAUUGUUCUGGACAAAGGACCCCUUGUACAACAUUCUGAUGAAAGAUCAGCAAAAGUAGGACCCAUUUUAUGAUGUUAUUUCUUAUAUCUGUCGUACAUGUGAACUAGUAAUUUGCGGCCAGGUUUUGGCCACGCUCCCGCCAUAACGUAAACUGCAUAUCGUAAUGAAGGUACUUUUAGAAUUCUAACACGGCGAUUGCAUUAAGAACUAGUGUAUCUAUCAUUUCCUAUACAACAUGUAUUUUUUUGUUAUGUUUAUGAAUAGUCAUUUGGUCAGAAUAUGUGUGUCAGAAAAAGUAUCAGAAAAAUAUCCGGACGUUGUGGGAAAAAGAUGCUACGUUAGCACAAUGUAUAACCACUGAUUUCAGCUCUAAAUAUGCACAUUUUCGAACAAAACUUAAGUGUAUGUAUAACCUGAUGUUAUAGGACUGUCAUCUGAUGAAGUUUAUCAAGGUUAGUCAAAAAUUAUAUAUCUUUUGCUGGUUUAUUCGCUAUCGCUAACGUGCCUAUUGCUAUCGCUAACGUGCCUUGAUGAAUGAAUGCGGUAGUGUGGUAGGCUAUUGUAGUAAGCUAAUAUAAUGCUAUAUUGUGUUUUCGCUGUAAAACACUUAAAAAAUCUGAAAUAUUGGCUGGAUUCACAAGAUGUUUCUUUAAUUUGCUGUACACCAUCGAUUUUUCAGAAAUGUUUUAUGAUGAGUAUUUAGGUAUUUGACGUUGGUGUCUGUAAUAACUCUGGCUGCUUCGGUCCUAUUUGUGACGGUAGCUGUGAUGGUAGCUGCAAUGUAAAACUGAUUUAUACCUCAAAUAUGCACAUUUUUCGAACAAAACAUAGAUUUAUUGUAUAACAUGUUAUAAGAUUGUCAUCUGAUGAAGUUGUUUCUUGGUUAGUUUGGUUGGUUCUUGGUUAGUUAGGUUGGCUUUGUGCAUGCUACCUGUGCUGUGAAAAAUGUCUGUCCUUUUUUGUAUUUGGUGGUGAGCUAACAUAAAUAUAUGUGGUGUUUUCGCUGUAAAACAUUUUAAAAAUCGUACAUGUUGGCUGGAUUCACAAGAUGUUUAUCUUUCAUAUGCUGUAUUGGACUACAUUUAUUACAUCCUAUUUUGAAUUAUUAAAGUGGCUAGAGAUUGAGUCGGUAUGUUGGCAGCAGCCUUUCAAUGUUAGUGAUGGCCGUUUAACCUCACUAGGGUAUGUGGGACGGUAGUGUCCCACCUCGUCAACAGCCAGUGAAACUGCAGGGCGCCAAUUUCAAAACAACAGAAAUCCCAUAAUUUAAAUUCCUCAAACAUACACGUAUUUUACACCAUUUUAAAGAUACACUUGUUGUAAAUCCAGACAAAGUGUCCGAUUUCAAAAAGGUUUUACAACGAAAGGACACCAAACGAUUAUGUUAGGUUAGAGCCAAGUCACAGAAAAAGACAGCCAUUUUUCCAGCCAAAGAGAAGAGUAACAAAAAGCAGAAAUAGAGAUAAAAUGAAUCACUAACCUUUGAUGAUCUUCAUCAGAUGACACUCAUAGGACUUCAUGUUACACAAUACAUGUAUGUUUUGUUCGGUAAAGUUCAUAUUUAUAUCCAAAAAUCUGAGUUUAGGCGGAACUCUACUGUCUCACUUGGCAAAAAGCCAGAGAAAAUGCAGAGCGCCAAAUUCAAAUGAAUUACUAUAAAAAUUACUAUAAAAAUCAAAUUUCAUUAAAUCACACAUCAAAGACACCAAAUUAAAGCUACACUGGUUGUGAAUCCAGCCAACAUGUCAGAAUUCAAAUAGGCUUUUCGGCGAAAGCAAACAAUGCUAUUAUCUGAUGAUAGCACCAUUGUAAACAAAGAGAGAGAAGCAUAUUUCAACCCUGCAGGCGCGACACAAAACGCAGAAAUAAAAAUAAUUCAUGCCUUACCUUUGACGAGCUUCUGUUGUUGGCACUCCAAUAUGUCCCAUAAACAUCACAAAUGGUCCUUUAAUCCUGUUCGAUUAAUUCCGUCUAUAUAUCCAAAAUGUCCAUUUAUUUGGCGCGUUUGAUUCAGAAAUACACCGGUUCCAAAUUGUGAAACGUGACUACAAAAUAUCUCAAAGGUUACCUGUAAACUUUGCCAAAAAAUUUCUAACUACUUUUGUAAUACAACUUUAGGUAUUUUUUUACGUAAAUAAUCGAUCAAAUUGAAGACGGGAUGAUCUGUGUUCAGUACAGGAUUAAACCAACUGUAGCUAGCUUUCUGGUCAUGCGCUUCUAACAAACAGGACAUUUCGAGUGACCCUCCUUCAAGAUGGCCGUACUUCUUCAUUACACAAAGGAAUAACCUCAACCACUUUCUAAAGGCUGUUGCCAUCCAGUGGAAGCGGUAGGAACUGCAAGAAGGUAGCUUAGAAAUCUGGUUUUCCAAUGAAAAUUCAUUGAAAAGAGAGUGACCUCAAAUGUUCUUUUUUGAAUUGUUUGUCCUCGUGGUUUCACCUGCUAAAUAAGUUCUGUUAUACUCACAGACAUGAUUCAAACAGUUUUAGAAACUUCAGAGUUUAGUCAAAUCUACUAAUAAUAUGCAUAUCUUAUCUUCUGGGAAUGAGUAGCUGGCGGUUUAAUUUGGGCAUGCUUUUCAUCCAAAAUUCCAAAUGCUGCCCCCUACCCAAGAGAAGUUAACAGUCUGAUGGCCUUGAGACAGAAGCUGUUUUUCAGUCUCUUAGUCCCAGCUUUGAUGCACCUGUACUGACCUCCGGGUCAACAGGCAGUGGCUCGGGUGGUUGUUGUCCUUGAUGAUCUUUUUGGCCUACCUGUGACAUCAGGUGGUGUAGGUGUCCUGGAGAGCAGGUAAUUUUCCCCCAGUGAUGUGUUGUGCAGACCUCACUACCCCCUGGAGAGCCUUACGGUUGUGGGCGGAGCAGUUGUCGUACCAGGCGGUGAUACAGCUCAACAGGAUGCUCUCGAUUGUGCAUCUGUAAAGGUUUUUGAGUGUUUUUGGUGGCAAGCCAAAUUUCUUCAGCCUCCUGAGGUUGGAGGCGCUGUUGCGCCUUCUUCAUCACUCUGUCUGUGUAGGUGGACCAUUUCAGUUUGUCCGUGAUGUGUACGCUGAGGAACUUAAAACUUUCCACCUUCUCCAUUACUGUCCCGUCGAUGUGGAUAGGGGGGUGCUCCCUCUGCUGUUUCCUGAAGUCCACGAUCAUCUCCUUUGUUUUGUUGACGUUGAGUGUGAGGUUAUUUUCCUGACACCACACUCCGAGUGCCCUCACCUCCUCCCUGUAGGCCGUCUCGUCGUUGUUGGUAAUCAAGCCUACCACUGUAGUGUCGUCUGCAAACUUGAUGAUUGAGUUGGAGGCGUGCAUGGCCACGCAGUCAUGGGUGAACAGGGAGUACAGGAGAGGGCUUAGAACGCACCCUUGUGGGGCCCCAGUGUUGAAGAUCAGCGGGUAGAGAUGUUGUUUCCUACCCUCAUCACCAGGGGGCGGCCCGUCAGGAAGUCCAGGACCCAGUUGCACAGGGCGGGAUCGAGACCCAGGGUCUCGAGCUUAAUGACGACUUUGGAGGGUACUAUGGUGUUAAAUGCUGAGCUGUAGUCGAUGAACAGCAUUCUUACAUAGGUAUUCCUCUUGUCCAGAUGGGUUAGGGCAGUGUGCAAUGUGAUUGCGAUUGCGUCGUCUGUGGACCUAUUGGGUCUACGGGGUGAGUGCUACGGGGCGAUAGUCAUUUAGCUCAGUUACCUUAGCAGGAAUUGGAACAAUGGUGGCCCUCUUGAAGCAUGUGGGAACAGCAGACUGGGAUAAGGAUUGAUUGAAUAUGUCCGUAAACACACCAGCCAGCUGGUGUGCGCAUGCUCUGAGGACACGGCUAGGGAUGCCGUCUGGGCCGGCAGCCUUGCGAGGGUUAACGCUUUAAAUGCUUUACUCACGUUGACUGCGGUGAAGGAGAGCCCGCAGGUUUUGGUAGCGGGCCGUGUCGUUGGCACUGUAUUGUCCUCAAAGCGAGCAAAGAAGUUGUUUAGUUUGUCUGGGAGCAGGACAUCGUGGUCUGCGACGGGGCUGGUUUUCUUUUUGUAGUCCGUGAUUGACAGUAGACCCUGCCACAUACCUCUCGUGUCUGAGCCGUUGAAUUGCGACUCUACUUUGUCUCUAUACUGACGCUUAGCUUGUUUGAUUGCCUUGCGGAGGGAAUAGCUACACUGUAUUCGGUCAUGUUGCCGGUCGCCUUUCCCUGAUUUUAAAAGUAGUGGUUCGCGCUUUCAGUUUUGCACGAAUGCUGCCAUCAAUCCACGGUUUCUGGUUGGGGAAGGUUUUAAUAGUUGCUGUGGGUACAACAUCACCGAUGCUCUUGCUAAUAAACUCGCUCACCGAAUCAGCGUAUUCAUCAAUGUUAUUGUCCGAUGCUAUGCGGAACAUAUCCCAGUCCACGUGAUCGAAGCAAUCUUGAAGCGUGGAAUCAGAUUGGUCGGAACAUCCGUUGAACAGACCUGAGCACGGGCAUUUCCUGUUUUAGUUUCUGUCUAUAGGCUGGGAGUCGUGGUCAGAUUUUCCGAAAGGGGGGCGGGGCAGGGCUUUGUAUGCGUCGCAGAAGUUAGAGUAACAAUGGUUCAGGAUUUUUCCCGCCCAGGUAGCGCAUGCUGAUAAAAUUUAGGGAGUCUUGUUUUCAGAAUAGCCUUCUUAAAAUCCCCAGCUACAAUGAAUGCAGCCUCAGGAUAUGUGGUUUCCAGAGUCCAAUGAAGUUCAUUCAGGGCCAUCGAUGUGUCUGCUUGGGGGGGAUAUAUAUGGCUGUGAAUAUAAUCGAAGACAAUUCUCUUGGUAGAUAAUGUGGUCGACAUUUGAUUGUAAGGAUUUCUAGGUCAGGUGAGCAAAAGGACUUGAGUUCCUGUAUGUUGUUAGUAUCACACCACGUCUCGUUAAGCAUAAGGCAUACCCCCCCGCCCCUCUUCUUACCAGAGAGAUGUUUGUUUCUGUCGGUGCGAUGCGUGACGAAACCAGGUGGCUGUACCGACUCCGAUAUCGUGUCUCGAGUCAGCCACGUUUCCGUGAAACAAAGAAUGUUACAAUCUCUGUCUCUCUGGAAGGCAACCCUUGCUCGGAUUUCGUCUACCUUGUCAAGAGACUGGACGUUGGCGAGUAGUAAACUCAGGAGCGGUGCGUGAUGUGCCCGUCUACGGAGCCUGACCAGAAGACCGCUUCUUCUGACCCUCCUGCGGCGCCGUUGAUUUGGGUCGCCGGCUGGGAUCCGAUCCAUUGUCCUGGGUGGUGGACCAAACAGAGGAUCCGCUUCGGGAAAGUCGUGUUCCUGGUCGUAAAUUUGGUAAGUUGACGUCGCUCUUAUAUCCAAUAGUUCCUCCCGGCUGUAUGUAAUCAAACUUAAGAUUUCCUGGGGUAACAAUGUAAGAAAUAAUACAUAAAAAAACAAAAUACUGCAUAAUUUCCUGAGAAUGCGAAGCGAGGCGGCCAUCUCUGUCGGCGCCCCUACCUUGUCACAACACAACUGAUUGGCUCAAACGAAUUAAGAAGGAAAGAAUUUCCACAAAUUAACUUUUAACAAGGCACAUCUGUUAAAUGAAAUGCAUUCCAGGUGACUCCCUCAUGAAGCUGGUUGAGAGAAUGCCAAGAGUGUGCAAAGCCGUCAAGGCAAAUGGUGGCUACUUUGAAGAAUCUCAAAUAUAAAAUAUAUUUUGAUUUGUUACUACAUAAUUCCAUAUGUGUUAUUUAAUAAUGUUGAUGUCUUCACUAUGACUCUACAAUGUAGAAAAUAGUAAAAAUACAGAAAACCCCUGGAAUAAGUAGGUGUCAACUUUUGACUGGUACUAUAUAUAUAUAUAUCUGUAUAUAUA
Molecule: messenger RNA, 15481 nt
Organism: Salvelinus fontinalis (brook trout)
Lineage: Eukaryota; Metazoa; Chordata; Actinopteri; Salmoniformes; Salmonidae
Product: leucine-rich repeat-containing protein 7-like
Exons: 28
Coding region: 715-5502 (1595 amino acids)
Biological process (GO): neurotransmitter receptor transport, endosome to postsynaptic membrane; neurotransmitter receptor transport postsynaptic membrane to endosome
Cellular component (GO): postsynaptic membrane; adherens junction; postsynaptic density
Molecular function (GO): protein binding
Source: RefSeq, a predicted model, not a curated record